Molecule: messenger RNA, 396 nt
Organism: Blastomyces dermatitidis ER-3
Lineage: Eukaryota; Fungi; Ascomycota; Eurotiomycetes; Onygenales; Ajellomycetaceae
Exons: 2
Coding region: 1-396 (131 amino acids)
Source: RefSeq, a predicted model, not a curated record
AUGGGACUUGCCAUACUUCAAUCCUUCGUAGUAGUAUUAAUAAUUACAGAUGUACGGAGUACAGCGUACUGCGAACGGCACACACCGGUGAGCUACAUGCGAGGACCUCGGAAAAACGUAGUCCGCCAAACGCAUUGCAAUCGGCCCAAACCCAAAGCAGCAGCAGCAACAGAAGGGGGGGUUGAUGGGGUGCAAGAGAGGGGCGCCCACUUGGCAGCGGCUCUGCCCAGCGAUUCAGCGAAAACGGGAAAAGCCACCGGUUUCAUCAGUCCAGGAACAAAUCAGGGGACAUCGCAUGCCAGAGCAGCUAUUCUGUUCGUCCAGGGCACGUCGAACGGUGGUUGGCUGGUACCUGAGCAGAAGGCGAGAAAGUGCACCAAACGUGGAGCCAGCUAA